AUGAUCCUCGAGCCGGGCACAGGAACGAACUGUAAUGAAGCCAUCCAAACAUAUGAAGAGCUUCAUCUGAAGGAUGCUCUUACCCAAGCGAUGCGAGAGCGUCCCUACACAAGCCCACGCAUCAUCCAGCGACACGUUCUUAAGCCCAUCAUGGACGCCCGUGAUGUUCUUGUCCAGGUCCCCGGUUUCGCAGACCAGAUGGACACCAUGAUAAUAGGAACUCUGCAACGAAUCGAUCCAAGCAUCCCUGCGGUACAAGCCCUUUGGCUCACAUCAACCCGAGAGGUGGCAGAUCGUAUCCGACUCUGUGGUAGCCCUCUCUGCGAGUCAAUGGGCCUCAAACUUCACGCGUGUAUUGCCGCAUAUGGCUCCCCGCGAUUCAAAGAAGAGCUGGAGAUGUUACAUGAUGGCGCGCACAUUGUCACCGGGACGCCUGGCCGUGUACACGACCUCAUUCGCCGUCGAGCCUUCAAACCUGACAAGAUUACAACGGUGGUUCUGCACAGAGCCAACGAUAUCUUCAGUUACCGGCUUGGCGAUCAGUUUUACAGUAUGUUGAAAGAUUUACCUCCGUCCAUACAGCUUGUUGCGCUUUGUGAAGGGGACAUGGAAGGGGAUGAUCUACAUGCGCUGUUGGCGAGAAUGAGCGAGCCAGUGCGGCUUGUGCUGAAUGUGAGGCGAGUACCUAGUGGAUCGAAACAUUUCUAUGUCUGUAUCGAGGAUCAGGAUGAUAGGUUUGACAUGUUGAAAGCGUUGUUGGAGGAGGUGCCGCCGAACAAGACAUCUAUUUUCUGUUCCACACGGGAGCAAGUUGAUGUUCUUGCUGAUAAGAUCCGGGGAGCAGACUUCCCCAAUGUCUCUAUAUAUAAUGAUGUAGAUCAGCAUGUGGUGAAUUUUGAGGCAAAGUCAUUCAAGCGGGACUCCUCAGUGAUGAGACUGGAGGAUGGCGAUACUGAGGUUGGACUGUCAUCCGCGAAUAUUGGUCAUUCAAAUCAUCUCUCGCUCCUUGUCAACUACAUACUGCCAGUGGAGGAUAUAAAUUAUGCGACUCGGCUUGAGCGUGAGAAGCGGUUAAGUGAGGGCGGCGUGGUGGUCAAUUUUGUUUCGGGGAGCGACUUGGCCUCGAUGCGAGCUAUCGGUCGCACAUUUGGUAUCGACGUGGAUAUACUCCCGGAAGAUUUUUCGAGUUUGUUAUUUCAGCGCAAAGAUGGCGGUUAG
This is a messenger RNA of Pochonia chlamydosporia 170, 1218 nucleotides long. RefSeq lists its product as hypothetical. Gene Ontology annotation, biological process: cytoplasmic translational initiation. The record is from RefSeq and is a predicted model, not a curated record. Gene Ontology annotation, cellular component: cytoplasmic stress granule. The transcript has a single exon. NCBI's taxonomy places the organism in Eukaryota, Fungi, Ascomycota, Sordariomycetes, Hypocreales, Clavicipitaceae. Gene Ontology annotation, molecular function: translation initiation factor activity; ATP binding. The coding region runs from base 1 to 1218 and encodes 405 amino acids.